Centruroides sculpturatus (bark scorpion) is the source of this 1109-nucleotide messenger RNA. Its product is annotated as coiled-coil domain-containing protein 97-like. The transcript has 5 exons. Bases 119 to 973 code for a protein of 284 amino acids. Lineage: Eukaryota; Metazoa; Arthropoda; Arachnida; Scorpiones; Buthidae. The record is from RefSeq and is a predicted model, not a curated record.
CAACACUUACGAGUUGUUUACAUCCUAGAAACGAAAUGGUGUUGUAGUGAUUGUUGGCUUAAAUUAAAAUGCAUAAAUAAUUGGAUUUGAUUUCAUUUCAUUUCGAAGAUAUGAAAACAUGAAACUGAAAGAUAUGGAAAAUGAAAUGGAAGUCGAAAACAACAAAGAAAGUCCAAAAAUGGACAAUAUAGAAAAUGAGAAAAUUAAAAACAUUUUAAAUUGCGUUGCCAAUAGUGAUGGGUUUUUUAAAAGCCAGCAGAGAGGAGAAGAAGAUUUAAACUUUAAUCAAAAAAAAGAAAUUGCUAAAGAGAUUCUAGAAAAAAAUAUUCCUCUUUUUCUUAGAAGAUAUGGCAAAUAUAUCCAUUAUGAAGAUUUGGAAUAUUUUGAACCUUAUAGAACUGACUAUGAAGUGAAUUUCUACGUAAUGGAAAUUGAAAAGAUGCAUUCGGGAAAAAGAAAAUCGGUUAAAGUAAAAAAUCGCCGUUAUGAAGCUCUUCAGAGACUGAUCAAACAGGGCACUUAUUUUAGUGAAUCAGAAAUGCGAAAACGUAAUCCUGUACUUUACGAACAGAUGGUUGGUAGAUUCUUGACAGAUGAAGAAAGAAAACAGACAGAAAAAUUUGAUGAAAACAUUAAAUUUUCUACAUUAUUGCUUGAGCAUUUGGACAGAAGUGAUGGCUGUAGUGUAAGAAGACAAGAACAAGAAUUUGAAUGUGCACAGUGGGAAGAAGAAAGUGAAAGUGAUGAUGAAUUAGAUUGUGAAGAAAAAUCUAAAAUAAAUGAAGAAGACAAGCAGUUCUUCCGCAAUGAAUUUGUGUCAGUGAUGUAUGAACGUUUCUUAUCCGGUAAAGAUAAAGACUUUGAUUAUAAUAAUGUGGACGACAAUGCUGAUUACGACGACAUCACAAUCUGCGACAUGGACGAAGAGGAAAAAUAUUUCGAUUCGGAAGAACCAGAGCAGUUAAAUUCUUAACAUAAAAUGCGUCCGUCAUGAAAUUUUAAAGUAAGGAUCGAGAUUAUUUGCAAGUAUUGUAAUGUUUAUAAUCAAAUCACACGAUAUACAAUAAAAUCCUUUUAAGAAUUAAAUAAACGAGAUAAUAUAUCCUUAA